Penicillium verhagenii is the source of this 1467-nucleotide messenger RNA. Its product is annotated as MFS transporter. Bases 1 to 1467 code for a protein of 488 amino acids. Gene Ontology annotation, biological process: transmembrane transport. Lineage: Eukaryota; Fungi; Ascomycota; Eurotiomycetes; Eurotiales; Aspergillaceae. The record is from RefSeq and is a predicted model, not a curated record. The transcript has 5 exons. Gene Ontology annotation, molecular function: transmembrane transporter activity.
AUGUCAGACACAAUCAAUCAAUCUAGAGAUCUGAUCUCAUCCAAGUCAGCCCAACUCCAAUGGCGAUCGUCAAAGCUCUUCACCCUAUUUGUGGUUGAUUUCGCCAUAUUUACAGAUUCAUUUCUAUAUGGACUGAUCGUUCCCUUGGCCCCAUCCGCUCUACACGGAAGAGCCGGACUAUCCAAAGACGAGUCACAACAAUGGACCGCUAUCCUCCUCGCUCUAUAUGGGUCUGCUCUGGUCAUUCUCUCCCCAACAAUCGGCUACUUUUCAGACAAACUACAGGCCCGCCGAUCGCUCUUCCUAUCAGGCCUAGCUUUUCUUGCUACCGCAACUGCGCUCUUAUGCAUCGGCUCGCACAUCGCUCUAUGGAUCGUUGGAAGAAUUCUCCAAGGCGCGUCCGGCGCUAUCGUCUGGACUGCCGGAAUGUCACUUCUGGUGCAUACUUUCGAGGCCGAUGAGCUAGGCCGCGUCAUGGGGAGUACCUCCAUGGCUAUGGUUAUUGGAUGUAUGGUUGGUCCCAUCCUGGGUGGUGUGUUAUACCAGUAUGGUUCUUACUAUGCGCCGUACGCCUUUUCUUUCGGGCUUAUAACGCUGGAUUUUGGGUUCCGGUUAAUCAUUGCAGAUGAAAAGAGGGCAUUGGGUGAUGCGGCGAUAGAAGGUGUGCCGGUGGCACGGGUUGGUAAUACUAAACUGGGACAGUCGAGGGAAGAAGAAGAAGACGGCAAACCCACGGAGGAAAUCAAGCACGUUCAUUCGCUACAACAGAGAUACGAUACUUGUGCGACAUCUACAGCUGAAGAAACGUAUAUGUCGUCGGACAUUACUUUGUUACCAGCAAAACGGGGUCGAAUGGUCACUUUGCUUCGAGAUCCCAAGAUGAUUGGUCUCUUGUGGCUAUACCUGGUUACUUCCCUUAUUGUCACUGCCUUUGACAGUUUCCUGCCAGUAUUCGUACAAGAUACAUUCGGCUGGGAGCAGGCAGCCCAAGGACUCAUUUUUGUUACUCUCAUUAUUCCCAAUCUCUUUGACUCGGUAUCAGGGUAUGUUAUUGACAAAUGGCCCCAAUCGAAGCGUUAUGUCACUGCAUGUGGGCUUGUCACCAGUGUUCCGCUCUUUGUGUGUCUGCGAUUCGUCGACCAUAAUACUAUACAGGAUAAAGUAUUGCUCUGUGCUUUGCUGGCGCUCAUUGCUUUAUGUGUGGGUAUAACUCAGUCGCCCAUCAUGGUCCAAGUUUCAUGCCUGGUUCGAGAUAUUGAGGUACGGAGACCUGGGGUUUUUGGCAAAGGCGGCGCCGAUGCAAUGGCAUAUGGUCUUUUGAACAGCAGUUUUGCCUUGGGAUCGGUGAUCGCGCCGUUUUUGGGUGGAUUUCUUCGUGCCAAAGCUGGUUGGGCCACUAUGUGCUGGGUUCUGGCGUUACCUGCAGGUGCGUCAGGGCUUCUGGCUUUAUUCUUGUUUGGUGAGUGA